Malurus melanocephalus (red-backed fairy wren) is the source of this 3094-nucleotide messenger RNA. RefSeq names its product bromodomain testis associated (gene BRDT). Gene Ontology annotation, cellular component: chromatin; nucleus. The record is from RefSeq and is a predicted model, not a curated record. NCBI's taxonomy places the organism in Eukaryota, Metazoa, Chordata, Aves, Passeriformes, Maluridae. Gene Ontology annotation, biological process: positive regulation of transcription elongation by RNA polymerase II; chromatin remodeling.
AUGUCUGUUCAAAGCCAACACAGUGCCAAUAUUAUUAACCCUCCUCCACCAGAAUACAUAAAUAACAAAAGAAGUGGAUGUCAAACAAACCAGCUUCAGUACUUACAGAGGGUGGUCAUGAGAGCCAUGUGGAGACACAACUUUUCCUGGCCGUUUCACCAACCUGUAGAUGCAGCAGCACUGAAUCUUCCUGAUUAUUAUACUAUCAUAAAGAAACCUAUGGACUUAGGUACCAUAAAAAAGCGUCUGGAACACAAUUACUACACAAAAGCUGCAGAAUGCAUUGAAGACUUUAAAACUAUGUUUUGGAACUGCUACAUGUAUAACAAGCCAGGUGAUGACAUUGUGUUUAUGGCUGAAGAAYUAGAAAAAGUGUUUAUGCAGAAAAUAGCCCAUAUGCCACCAGAAGAAAGACUAGUGAAUCUCAAUAAAGGGAAGAGAAAAGGAAAGAAGACAGAAGAAACACCCCAGCCCAACCCUGGGACUUCAAAUGAACAAAGAACAAAUGAGCUACAAGCUGAAAGCAGUGAGCAGCCUCCAGUGAUGACUCAAGAGCGACAGCAGGUUACGUUGGCUCCUUUGUCUGCAGCUCAGCUGGCUGCUUUAAUGCCAGCUGCAGUCUCUAUUAAAAAAGCAAAAAAAGGGGUGAAAAGGAAGGCUGACACUACAACUCCUACUACUUCAAUAGGCACAGCAAGUGGUGAAUCUUCAGCAAUAUUUAAUGAAAGRAAAGCCAUUAAAGCAUGUGGGGGUGAAAAUGAAUGUGUGGUAACAAAUAAGCUUUCGAAGAGAUCCUUUUCAGAUUCUCAACAGCCACSUGGAAUUAGUAAAAAGAUUCAGUUGUCAGAAAAACUAAAACACUGUAAUGCAAUACUCAAAGAAAUGUUUUCAAAGAAACACGCAGCGUAUGCGUGGCCUUUCYUAAAACCUGUAGAUACGGCAUCUUUCUACACUGGGGAGAACCAAGCCAUUGCCAAAUGUCCUACCAACCUAGGAACCAUUAAAAAGAAAAUGGAUAACUUUGAAUAUAGUGACAUACAAGAAUUUGCUACAGAUGUUAGAUUAAUGUUCAUGAGCUGCUACAAACAUAAUUCUCCAGAUCAUGAAAUAGUUGCUAUGGCAAGGAAACUUCAGGAUGUUUUUGAAAUGCACUUYGCUAAAAUUCCUGAUGAACCUGUUGCAAGUGAUCAUCUGCCACAGCCUGUGAGAGAAAUGACAGAAGCUUAUUCUAGUGAAAGCAGUAAUGAUAACACAUCUGAAGAAAAAUCAUCUGAAGACUCUGAAGAGGAGAGAAAAGUGCACCUUGAAAAGCUUCAGGAGCAACUUAAAGCUCUUCACCAGCAGUUGUGGGCUUUGACCAAAGCAUGCUUAUCAAGACCAGAAAAGAAAAAAGGGAAGGCUAAAAGCGAGAAAAGAAAGAACAAGGAAAAAGCUGAAAUAAAAAGCUUGAUUCAAAAGAAAAAAAAUCUGAAAUACAUGAAGAAAUCCAAGAAAAAGCUGUCUUUAAACAUUCAAUCAAAGAAAACCAUGCAGCAGGUCUUGUUGGCACAUAAGUCAGAAGAUGAAGAUGGUGCCAAACCUAUGAAUUAUGAUGAAAAACGACAGUUGAGUUUGGACAUAAAUAAACUCCCUGGAGAUAAGCUUGGGAAAGUAGUCCAUAUAAUACAGUCAAGAGAACCUGCACUGAGGAACUCCAACCCUGAUGAGAUAGAAAUAGACUUUGAAACUUUAAAUGCUUCAACACUCAGAGAACUAGAGAAAUAUGUAGCAACCUGCUUGAGGAAGAAACAAAGAAAGCAGGCUAAAAAACCAACGAAGUCAAAAGAAGAACUUAAUUCUGAGAGGAAACAAGAGCUAGAGAAGAGACUGCAGGAUGUCAAUGGUCAACUAAACACAAAGAAGGAGAGCUUCAAGAUUGAAAACAAUGCUGAGUCAAGUACUGGGCCAAGCAGACUGAGCGACAGCACCACCUCUUCAGAUUCUGGCAGCAGCACUAGCAGUGAUUCUAGCUCCUCAGAUAGCAGUGACUCUGAAUCAGAAACCUGUUCAAAACAGACUGGAGCCAGGCAGAACUGUCCAGCUUCUGUGGAAAAGUCUAAGAGAAUGCCACAUUUUUUUCAGAGGACAUCCUGCAAUGCUGUUCUGCAAGCACAGCCCUCCUCUCUUACUAGUAGCUUGCAAAAUCAUGGAUCAUCUGAACUGCAGCAGCAACCUCCCAAUGUACUUCAAAUGCUUCAGUGUAGAUCACUUAAUCYAUCUGAACAAAAUGCCCCGGCUCUCUCAGGUAUAAUCUCAGCUGUGCCUGCUCUGCACAAUGCUCCAGACCAGCAAACUCCUCAGAGUACUCCAAAGACAAAUCAGUCUUCUGUCUCCCACUCCAGAAAUGCUGCUCCAGAGGUGAUUCAUACCAUUUUCCAGGUUCMCAGUGCUAACUGGAGUAAACAAGCUGAGCAAACAAGACAUCUAGACAAAUCAAAUAAACUUCAAAACAAGACCAGCAUGAGAACUGCUGAUUCAAUAACCAUAAGUCAAGAACAAAGUCUUAGUACACCCGAUGAUAAAUGUAAUGAUAAAAACAUACUAGAGCCAUUGUCUGAACUUCUUCCAAGGAAAGAUGCAGAAUUUAGGACUAUAGAUUCCUGGGCAAGUCUGUGUAAAACAAUGAAGCUUCCAGCUCCAAUAAAAGCAUCUGCUGAGAGCUUCAAACAGUUCAGGGAUGCAGUAUUAAAGAGRAGUGGGCAAGAGCAGGAGUUAAAAAGGCCUCUGGUACAAGCYGAGAGGGAGCUGCAAAAUCUUCCACAAGAAAACCAAAGGGGCCAUGACAGCACAGGAUUGGAUGCCAUGGCAGUGACAGACUGUGAGCUUGAAAAAGAAACACCUGAGAGCAAACUGCCCCAAGCUCAACAACAUAUUCUUGAUCAGGACCGUAACUUGGCUAGAAAAAUGGAACAAGAACGCAGGAGGAAAGAAGCAACAGCUUGGAUAAUUGAUGUGAAUCUGCAGAGAGAUAUUAUGGCAUCUUUYGAAGAGUAUCUUGAAUGAAAGCAGUAUUUUAUAUAGAACUUCAAACUACUUCAAAUGGCACAGUUUUGUU